UGCAGCGUCUUUCUUUCUCUUUCUCUGUGGCUUCUCGGCAGGGGUCUGCCCCCGAAUCUUCACCUCCCAAUCCCUCUUACUUCUCUCCAGCUAGCCCCGGCGAUGCCGCUCGUGGCUGCUCAUGCCUCAGGCCGCCUUCGGCGGGGCUGCUUCCUCCGGAGCCCGACCCCGCUAGGGUUGUGGCUGCUGUUGCUGGGCUCAUGUCUGUGCGGCUGGCUGCAGGUUUCCGAAGCGGCGGGCUCCCGGAGGCCCAAUGUGGUCCUGAUUCUCACCGACGACCAGGAUGACCUGCUCGGAGGCAUGACACCACUGAAGAAAACCAAGGCCCUCAUUGCAGACAUGGGAAUGAGUUUCUCUAGUGCUUAUGUUCCAAGCCCCCUCUGCUGCCCCAGCAGAGCCAGCAUUCUGACAGGGAAAUACCCGCACAAUCAUCAUGUUGUUAACAACACUUUGGAAGGAAACUGUAGCAGUAAGCUAUGGCAGAAGAUUCAAGAACCAAGCACCUUCCCAGCAAUCCUCAGGUCCAUGUGUGGCUAUCAGACAUUUUUUGCUGGGAAGUACUUAAAUGAGUAUGGAGCCCAGGAUGCUGGUGGAGUGGAGCAUGUGCCUCCAGGGUGGAGUUACUGGUAUGCAUUGGAGAAGAAUUCAAAGUACUACAAUUAUACUCUUUCAGUCAAUGGAAAGGCAUGGAGGCACGGUGAAAACUAUAGUCUGGACUACCUGACAGAUGUGUUGGCUAACAUCUCUCUGGAUUUCCUGGACUACAAGUCAAACUCUGAGCCCUUCUUCAUGAUGAUCUCUACUCCAGCCCCUCAUUCCCCUUGGAUAGCUGCUCCUCAGUAUCAGAAGAGCUUUCAAAAUGUCAGCGCACCCAGAAAUAGUAACUUUAACAUCCAUGGGAAGAACAAGCAUUGGCUAAUUAGGCAAGCCAAGACCCCAAUGACUAAUUCUUCAAUACAGUUUUUAGAUGAAGCAUUUAGGAAAAGGUGGCAAACUCUACUGUCAGUGGAUGACUUAGUAGAGAAAUUGAUAAAGAGACUGGACUUAAAUGGGGAGCUAGAUGACACCUUCAUCUUUUAUACAUCAGACAAUGGCUAUCAUACCGGGCAGUUCUCCUUGCCUAUAGACAAACGACAAUUGUAUGAAUUUGACAUCAAAGUGCCGCUGCUGGUUCGAGGGCCUGGUAUCAAAGCAAAUCAGACAAGUCAGAUGCUCAUUGCUAACAUUGACUUGGGUCCCACUAUUUUGGACAUCGCAGGCUAUGACUUGAACAAGACCCAAAUGGAUGGAAGAUCCUUGUUGCCCCUCUUGAAAGGAGCCAGUAAUUUGACUUGGAGAUCGGAUGUCCUGGUGGAAUAUCAAGGAGAAGGAUAUAAUGCCACCGACCCAACUUGUCCUGCUUUAGGCCCUGGAGUCAGUCAAUGUUUUCCAGACUGUGUGUGUGAAGAUGCUUAUAACAACACAUAUGCUUGCGUGAGGACGAUGUCAAAGUCGUGGAACUUGCAGUAUUGUGAAUUUGAUGACCAGGAGGUAUUUGUAGAAGUCUAUAAUCUGACUGCUGACCCACAUCAGAUUGACAACAUUGCUAAAACAAUAGAUCCAGAUUUCUUAGGGAAAAUGAAUUAUCGACUAAUGAUGUUACAGUCUUGUUCUGGACCAACAUGCCGUACACCAGGAGUUUUUGAUCCAGGGUAUCGGUUUGACCCACGGCUCAUGUUCAGCAAUCACGGGGGCAGUAUCAGGACUCGAAGGUUUUUAAAACCGUCUCUGUAGUAACCUUACCUAGCCCAUGCAGUGGGAUUCCUGCAUUUCUCUCUGGAGUGACUAUCGUGGGUCUCUCUCCAAAUCAUCGAGAGCAUGCCUGGACAAGAUUCUGGACUGGCUUCUCAUUUUAAAUCCAAUUUGGGAAAAAACCUAAUCAGCUGACCUCCUUGCGCAAUAUGUUUUUAAAACUGUGAACUCCAGUUCCCACCACAGUGAGAGGUGGCCAGUCUGUGAUCGAUCCAUUUACUCAGCAUUUUGAGGUUUUUGUAUACCUUUCUGAACCCAGAGUUCCUGGUGAUCACCCGUGGUUCAGGAUCUGAAUAACAACCGAAGAAUGAGUUUACAAAUGAAUUAUAUAGAGAAAUAUUUCACUUUUUUGCCCUUGUUGGUACAAAAGUUAAUCUACACAUCUCUCUGAUAUCAUUUCAGAUUUUUAGUGUUUUUGUAGCAGAAAUACCAGCCCAGAAUUCUAAUCGCCAUAAUAUCACUCAUGAUCUGAAUUGAACAAGUGCCAUAGUCUUUGGACUAUAAGCAAUAUCACUAACUCUCAUGAGUGUGGCAGCAUCCCAGACCUCAUAGACUAAUUAGUCUUUUCCUGUUUUUUGGGUGGUGUUUUUUUUUCUUUCUUUUAAAUCCUGGACUAAUGCUUUUAGACAUAUUCCCUAGAAAAACAGGCUAUCUCAAUUCAGCAGCAAGCUUUCAUUAACAAUAAUAAUAAUUCCACAUAGCUGGUAUUUUAAAGGUGACCUCUUGAGCUGUUGGUAAGUAAAACAAGUGCUGCUAUGUAGUUAGGAUUACCAGUCCCUGAUUGUGCCCAGAAAUGGCUGUUUUCCCAAGAAAGCAACAAGUGCGCCCCUUCUCCCUGCGCUACUGAGAAGUGGCACAUAGCCGGGCACUGAUGAGAGCGCCAAGGCAAGAGCCUGCCAGAAGAAGCUAGUCUUAGGCUGACGUAUUCGAAUACUACACUUUUGACUACCUGUCGAGUAGUUGGUUCUUUAGUCUGCCUUGACUUGUCGUUUGACUCCUCUGUGCCAAUUUAUCGGCAAACCUGUUUUUCACAACUUUCCCAUUUCCCACCCCCUCUUCUUCCCUCAGUGAUUGCCUAGAAGUAUAAAAAUUCUGCCCCUUUCCUGUCUGAAAUCAUUAAGUAAUUUAGAAGUGUUAGAAUCUCCUGUGGUUUAACCCUGGUUCUCACUGUGGAGAAAAACUAACCAUUGUCAUGCUUCCCACCCUGAGAGAUCUUAACACCAUGCAGUAUUGAUGUUUAACUUAUAUCUACUUUUUAAAAGCGAGAACCAAUUUAUAGGAGAGUAGGCAGAAGGAAUAUGUGGUUCGCAAUGGACUGACUUGUCUCAGGCAAAAAAAAAAAAAAAAAAAAAAAAGAUUUUUAGCUUUAUUUAGGGUUGUACAUGAAGCUUUAAAUGUCUUGUUUUUCAUCCUUAGUUAGAUAGCAAUUCUGGGUUAAUAGCCAUAGGAUUUAUCCCUUUACAUGAUUCCCAUUUCAUGUGGGAUUCCCGAUUUAUAUAUGUAAUUCAGAUUAACCUCUGCAUGUUAUCCCUGUGGAAAAACUCUUUAAGAGGAGGAGAUGUCUAGUUAGUGUUUUUUGAAAAGCCAUUCUUAAAGCUGAAAUGACAUAAGACAGACCAGGAGGUCACACUAGAAUGGGGGAUGACUUUUUGUUCUUUACAUUUGAUUCUUUACAAGAGUGAAAAAAACAUAUAAGCAAACUGAUUCUCAUCUAACACAGUAUACAGUACUUACUAAUAAAAAUAAAUACUACCAUUUUUCCAGAGUAAAAAGAAAUAUAUUUUCCCAUUCAGUCAUUGAGAGUAUCACUCCCCUAUUCCAGUUUCAAAAUAUAGGAACCUAUCACACAAAACAUUAAAAUCCAACUAAAGCGGACUGCCUACGAUGUUGCUGCCCCAUUCCUCGCAAUAUCCAAGGGAUGAAAGAAGCUCCAUGGCUUCUUUCCCUGCCAUCUCCCAAGUUGUGUUCAUUGGUUCUCCAUCCUUUGUAAAAGCGUGCAAAGGAACUAAUGGUGUUUUUGGAGGGGAGGAGGGAGUAGUAUUGACGAUCCUAAAACCUGGUGCCGUAUCCAGGGGAAAUCAGAUUUGAUCCUCCCAGGAGGUUUUUCUCCACCACCGGUAUUGAUCAUCCAUGUUGUGGCUGGAUUUCGUGCUCCUUUUUCUCGAGAUGACUAUGCCCUGUGUGCACCUUUUAUUACCAAUGAGCCAUGUAACUCAACACAAAUAGAGACCUUGCCUUACGACCCUUCCCUUAGGAAGCUGUUUCUCAGUCAGUAAUGGGACAGAUUCAGACACUUCACCAGUUUACUCUGGUCUGCAAAACAACAGAUUUUGUUGGACUAGCAAGAGAAUGUGGGCAGCAUGCGUGUGUUCCUGGCCUGGCAAAUACACACAUGUAACUUCUUUCAAUGGUAUGUUAUAACUUAUCUCAUUUCUGGGGAGAUGUCAUCCCAGGUGUCCGUGAGGAGAAAACGAAGGCUUUACUUGACCAGGAUGUACACUGGAAGGCGGACUCAGUCGACCAAACAACCAAAGCAGAUGCUCCUUUUCAGUCCUUUGGUUAUGCUGCUGAGGUCCAGCCAUCGUGUCGUUUGACUCUGUCUUGUUAACCUUGCCCCUCCUUUGUUGUGUUAUUUCAUAUGGUUUAGAAGUGCCCUUCCGAGGACCCUGUUCACUGCUGCACUUUUCAAUGAAUUAAACUAUCUAAUGGAAAAGGUCA
Messenger RNA from Gracilinanus agilis (Agile Gracile Mouse Opossum), 4509 nucleotides. RefSeq names its product glucosamine (N-acetyl)-6-sulfatase (gene GNS). Bases 103 to 1773 code for a protein of 556 amino acids. NCBI's taxonomy places the organism in Eukaryota, Metazoa, Chordata, Mammalia, Didelphimorphia, Didelphidae. Gene Ontology annotation, biological process: glycosaminoglycan metabolic process. The transcript has 14 exons. The record is from RefSeq and is a predicted model, not a curated record. Gene Ontology annotation, molecular function: glycosaminoglycan binding; N-acetylglucosamine-6-sulfatase activity.